Triplophysa dalaica is the source of this 4950-nucleotide messenger RNA. RefSeq names its product pre-B-cell leukemia transcription factor 4 (gene pbx4). Gene Ontology annotation, molecular function: DNA-binding transcription factor activity, RNA polymerase II-specific; RNA polymerase II cis-regulatory region sequence-specific DNA binding. Bases 1130 to 2263 code for a protein of 377 amino acids. Gene Ontology annotation, cellular component: nucleus. The record is from RefSeq and is a predicted model, not a curated record. Gene Ontology annotation, biological process: animal organ morphogenesis; eye development; neuron development. The transcript has 9 exons. Lineage: Eukaryota; Metazoa; Chordata; Actinopteri; Cypriniformes; Nemacheilidae.
GCGCGCAGCGGUGCGUUCGAUCAUAGGGGGAGAAAGAGUCGCCGAGGAGGAGAACGCAAGAGAGAGGGGAAAGUCUUUCUACGACAGCACCACGGCUUGGGAAGAAACCAACUGUCUCGAGUUGGCUGGGAUGGAGCUGAGCAUUUCCAUUCUGAGCCGUGAACGCAGUUUUUUCGCGCCGUCCGCAUAGAAGUCGUGCACCGCGGUCGGGGCAUUUAGCGCAGGGCCAGGGGGCAGUCUGCUGUCGGUCCCGAAGGGUUCGUGGAGCCGUAUGAAUUUGUUGCUAGCAUCGCUCAAAUGCUAGUUAGCCUCGCUGCUAAGCAGCUAGCAAAGACUGCGAGUCAAUUGUGUCGGUGAUUUCUUCCUUGCGCCUGAAAACUGUUACAAUAAUUAAUUGCUCUCGAAAUUUAUUUUCGCGGUCGUGUUUUUAUUUUUCCUAAGGGGGGAGACGUUAAUAAACCAACUGUGGAGUUUCUAUUUUGAUUUAUUACCAGCGGGCACUUUUUUUCUCUCUAUUAGCUUGUUAGCAGCGCUGGUUGGUUUAGUCCAGCUUGUUAGUAACGUUAGUGUCGCUCCGUAUACUGAGAUUUCUCCUGCUUCUAGCUGUCAUCGACAACAACACGCUGAGGAAAAAGCGAGCGCCGUGUUUUGUUCGCACGCGUUUUUAGAGGUUUUAUAGCAGACUGCAAGUUGUUAAGAGAGGAUAUACUUUGAGAUGCAGCGCGUGGGAUACUUCAUGUUUCCAGGGACGCGUUUAUUUUCAUGUUAGAUUGCGCGCUAGUCUCCGGCGCCUACCUUUCGAUUUGACGUGUUUUUUUGCACCGACGCCGAUUUAAAAUAGUUUUUGCAGGAAUUGCAUGCCGUCUGGUAUAUUUCUCCCGCACAGACCCAUGCGUGCUGGUUGCAAACCAAUGCACUACAUUUAGACAACAUCCACGCGUCGUUUUAAUGUGGACAGAUUUCACGUUUCCAAUCUGUUUACGUUGUUUUUAUAUAGGCGUUCGUUAGGCUCCGGGUUAAUAGUUACGUUGGUGGCGGUACAUGGUCACUAAGGUAGAUCGGUGCACGGGCGUGAAACGUUUUCAUUGGUUUGCGGUGGGGAAACGGCGAAAUUUGGCGUAAAAGUAUUAUGGAUGAACAGACCCGAAUGCUGGCUAGCAUGGGCGGACUCGGCGGACUCUCUCAAGCCGACGUGGGUGACCCCGAUUCGGUUCGGAAGCAGCAAUCCCUCGGCCAGCCGCAGCAAGACAUUGGGGAUAUUCUCCAGCAGAUAAUGGCCAUCACGGACGAGAGCCUCGACGAAGCCCAGGCGAGAUGCUGGCCAGAGGAGGCACCGGCGCAGUGGACCCCACAGAGGGAGGGGGAGCUGGGGGGGAGCACAGCAGGGUGCGCCCUGCCGCUCAACUUCCAGCACAGGAAACAUGCCCUGAACUGCCACAGGAUGAAGCCGGCUCUCUUCAGCGUGCUAUGCGAGAUCAAAGAGAAAACAGUGCUGAGCAUCAGAGGCGUACAGGAGGAGGACCCCCCAGACCCCCAGAUCAUGCGUCUGGACAACAUGCUGCUGGCCGAGGGCGUGUCCGGGCCCGAGAAGGGCGGCGGCUCAGCGGCAGCAGCCGCAGCUGCAGCGGCGGCCGGAGGAUCGCCCAACGACGGCAGCAUCGAACACUCCGACUACAGAGCCAAACUCGCACAGAUCCGUCAGAUCUAUCACUCCGAACUGGAGAAAUAUGAACAGGCCUGCAGUGAAUUCACCAAUCACGUGAUGAAUCUGCUGAGGGAGCAGUCCCGCACACGGCCCAUCUCACCCAAAGAGAUCGAGCGCAUGGUGGCCAUCAUCCAUCGCAAGUUCAGCUCCAUCCAGAUGCAGCUGAAGCAGAGCACCUGUGAGGCCGUCAUGAUCCUUCGCUCUCGUUUCCUUGAUGCCAGACGUAAGAGACGCAACUUCAAUAAGCAAGCAACGGAGGUGCUGAAUGAGUAUUUUUACUCUCACCUGUCUAACCCGUACCCCAGCGAGGAAGCCAAGGAGGAACUGGCCAAGAAGUGUGCUAUCACUGUCUCUCAGGUCUCGAAUUGGUUUGGCAACAAGAGAAUUCGGUACAAGAAGAACAUUGGUAAGUUCCAGGAGGAAGCGAACCUGUACGCCGUUAAAACAGCCGUGGACGCUGCCAAUGUGUCGGCACAGGCCAGCCAGGCAAACUCUCCAGCAACACCCAACUCAGGUGGAUAUCCUGCACCGUGCUACACGCCUGACGGCAGGCUAUGAAGAUCUGUCAGGAAGUCCCCUUUAUGCCCCACACCGUGUAGACGCUAACAACAGCUGGCAAGACAACACUAACCCUUCGUCCAUCACCUCUCCACCAAGACCACCUGGCAGCAUCAACUCUGACACCUCCAGCUAAUCCACACACACACAUACACAAAGCAUCCCAUCAUCCAGCCUCAGCCCUGCUCUUUCUCCUGCCCAAAGCCCGUGUCCAAGGUCUUCCAUAGUCAUCCGUUUCACUUUCUCUACGGUGUGCAGAACCGGACCGUUUGGACCCACGCACGAGCAAAACGUUUGGCAGCGGCUGAAAGGACAACACAGGGUGGACGCUCCACAGCCCCCGUCCCCCCCCUGUCACCACGACCUCCCUCCUCGCUUGUACCAAAGUGCUGUCAAUGGUUGUCGCACCUUUCGUUCGACGAAGAACAACCUCCGACAACUGAACCACAAAGACGCCACGCAGAUCCUCUUUAGUCCACGUUUGCAGUUUUAAUGUUUCAGAUCUCCGCCUCACUCGCGCCGUCCUCUGGUGUUCAACGUUCUGUUAAGCACAAAACUUUCACCUGGUGGGUGGACGGAGCAGAAUCUGUGAAAAGGUACGCCGUACAGUUUGGUGCGAGAGAUCUGCAGUGGAAAGAAACCGAGAUGCGGAGUGACUCAAUUGUUCCUCAGCCCACUGAGUCUCUCUUAACAAGACGCAUUUUUUUUUUUGGUUUUGGUUUAGAUAAUUGUAUUUUGGUUCUUCACAAGGAAUGCACCAGCCACCAAAUAUAAGACUUGAGUCGGGUGGUAGGAAAGGGGUUGAAAGAUAGCUGGAGCAUUCGUUCGGAUUGGGACAUGGGGAGGGUAUUAGAAAUAUUUUUAAAGGGAAAGAAAAAAACAUGUUCCACUGUCUUCCAUGCAUGUAGAGUGUUGAUGUUUUAGCGGAUCCAUUUAGCCUAACUUUUUUUUUAAGAUAAAGUACUAUGAAAAAAAAAGAGAGAGGGUGAGACUAACAGACCAAAUAAACGAACAACUAUGUGAAUAAAAAAGAAACCAACCACGCCACAUUUCUAACUGCCGAUCCAGAGCUUUCUGUCAAAUUUCAGUGGACUUUUUUCACUUUUCUUUUUUUUAAACCGGUUACCAUGCUCUGUUUCACCCUGAAGACUUUUUUUGAGAAGGCAAUAGCAACCUGACUACAUGUGGUAUAGUUGUUAUACUACAUGCGUAUGUUAUACACGUAUUGUCACGGUCAUUGAAAAUAUGAGAUUUGUUAUGAUGUUACAAGAACUAGUUACAGGUAUCAAGGAUUUGUUUUAUUUGUCCUGCGGCCUCUCACGUUACUAUGUUGUGUGUGUAUGGGUGUCUGUUUUUUAAGGGGGGUUGGGUUGUCUCUUAACUCACUUUGCUGUGCUUUUGAACUGAUUGUAUUGUACGUGCAAUUGAAAGCACCUGUUCCUUGGUAAAAGCAUGCUGUCCCCUUUUUCGUUGCCUACAAAUUCACUAAACAAAGGAACUCUUUCUUGUUAUCAGAUGACAUAGCCAAGCGACAAGGGCUUUUCUCCUUCAAAUUGAACCAAAAAUAAGCACUGGAUGUGUUGGGAUUUGAAACAGACGGACUAAAGCUAAUACUGAGGAACAUCAGAUAAAUUUAUAUUUACUUUUAUCCUGGUGGAUCAAGUUUUUAUUCGGGACUUGUUUUAUGUUGAUUUUCUUCAAUUUUUUAUUUUCCCAAUGUAACCUUUAGUCGCGUUCUUUUGAUAUGAAUGGAAAUUCUAUAUAUGAAACAAAGGACUAAAUAACGUUGAAAUGUAAAUUGGGGUUUUGUUUAUAUGUACACAUAGGAAAACAAACUCUGAGGAGCUUUUCAAGGUAUUAUUCAAAUCAUCGUGUCCUCUAUAGAUUACUGUUAGUUAUAAACAUUUCAUAUGGAUAUCUCUAACUGAUGCUAUUACUACACCAAAAUGUCUUUGUUUUCUUUUCUAUCAGUCAUCUAUGGAUGUCACUGUACAGAUUGUGGAAUGUUUCAGUGUAUUUUCUCAUUUUGUAUGCCUUUUUCUUGUUUUGUUUUUUUUAAUGCUGGGGUGUCGGAUUUACUCACGAGAGUAAUAUUUGUUAGUCUUUGUAAUAAUAUUCAUUUUAGCGUUUCAGUUACGUUUUUUUUCGAUUCGCAUUCUCCAAGUGUUGUUCGGUUAUUUUGUGUGGUUUUUGGCUGAGCAUUUGUUUACAGUGCUGUGAAAAUUCACUUCGUUUAUCAUCACACUAUUUCACUAUUGAUGCUAAAGCUACAGAUGUGAGAUACAGAAGACAAAUGUUAUGGAGUUAUGGUGAUAUCAAACACUACACGUUCGUAGAAAUGGACAUGACAAAAUUUGGACAAUACUUUUAAGCUGAGGUGGAUUCAACAGCACUAAAUCAAAUGGCGUCAGUGUUUAUUUUUUCUCGAUUUUAUCAUUAUUUUAGUAGAAUUGUAGUACACGCUUCCUUCUGUAUUUACCAUUCUCUCCCUCUUCUCUACCUCUCCUCUCUCCAUUUCAUUUGUAUAUAAACCCCAUCAUUUUCAGACUUGGUAGUCUGUAUAAACUCCUUUUAUACCUCAACUUUAGAACUGUUCUAGUGAGAGAGAAAAAAAAGAAAUAUGAGAAAAUUGUAGUGUUCCUUAUUAGAAAAACAAAAACUAAUAAAAUAAUCUAGUGUGCUUUUGA